Messenger RNA from Telopea speciosissima, 711 nucleotides. Its product is annotated as gibberellin receptor GID1C-like. The transcript is spliced from 4 exons. Gene Ontology annotation, molecular function: hydrolase activity; gibberellin binding. Gene Ontology annotation, cellular component: nucleus; cytoplasm. The record is from RefSeq and is a predicted model, not a curated record. NCBI's taxonomy places the organism in Eukaryota, Viridiplantae, Streptophyta, Magnoliopsida, Proteales, Proteaceae. Gene Ontology annotation, biological process: floral organ morphogenesis; raffinose family oligosaccharide biosynthetic process; positive regulation of gibberellic acid mediated signaling pathway. Bases 1 to 711 code for a protein of 236 amino acids.
AUGUACACAGUGGCUUCUAGUUCUAUUUCUGUUUUGCGCAUUGCAGUUCAGGUAACAGAGCAAGAGCUAUUUAUUGCUUCAGAAAUUUCUCUUCUAAAUACGGUUGUUCCACUCAACACAUGGAUCCUCAUCUCCAAUUUCAAAAUUGCUUACAAUCUCCUUCGCCGGCCGGAUGGCACUUUCAACCGCCACCUCGCCGAGUUUCACCGUAAAGUCCCUGCAAACACCACCCCUGUUGACGGAGUCUUCUCUUUCGACGUCGUAAUCGACAAAGCCACCAGUCUCGUCACCCGGGUUUACCGACCAGCACCAACCGAUGCAGCUCAGCCGGGCAUUAUGGAAUUCGAAAAGCCCCUUAGCACUGAUGUCGUCCCUGUCAUAAUCUUCUUCCAUGGAGGAAGCUUCGCUCACUCCUCCGCCAACAGUGCCAUCUACGACACUCUUUGCAUGCGACUCGUCGGCAUCUGUGAUGCGGUAGUGGUCUCCGUAAACUACCGCCGUGCACCAGAAAACCGGUACCCUUGUGCUUCUGAUGAUGGAUGGGCAGCUCUCAAGUGGGUAAGCUCCAGGCCAUGGCUACGGAACGGGAAGGACUCUAAGGUUCACGUGUACUUGUGUGGAGAUAGCUCUGGAGGUAACAUGGUUCAUAAUGUCGCAAUGAGGGGUAUUGAUACGGCUACAGGUUCUAGAGAGGGAUCAAACAAGGGUUAA